Trichoderma breve is the source of this 1779-nucleotide messenger RNA. Its product is annotated as fungal specific transcription factor domain-containing protein. The record is from RefSeq and is a predicted model, not a curated record. Gene Ontology annotation, molecular function: DNA-binding transcription factor activity, RNA polymerase II-specific; zinc ion binding; RNA polymerase II cis-regulatory region sequence-specific DNA binding. Gene Ontology annotation, biological process: DNA-templated transcription; positive regulation of transcription from RNA polymerase II promoter by galactose. Bases 1 to 1779 code for a protein of 592 amino acids. Gene Ontology annotation, cellular component: nucleus. The transcript is spliced from 5 exons. NCBI's taxonomy places the organism in Eukaryota, Fungi, Ascomycota, Sordariomycetes, Hypocreales, Hypocreaceae.
AUGCGCGAUACAAAAGGACAGUCAAUGUACUAUGGAGAUUGCGCGGCGCUCUCUUUCCUCCAAAACAUACAAGAACUCAUACAGGGCGAACAAGAACUCGCCGAUGCAGCCAAAGAGCUCUCAUCGCUCUCAGUAGUAGAAGAAGUUCCCUCGACGGAUGGUGAAAGUGUGUUGGCCUAUGAUAAUGCGAAUCUUGGCGACCUGGAAGCUUUGGUUCAGGCAUUCUUCACAUCGACGUGUGGUAUCCUCGAUAUUAUGGACCGAUCUUAUAUAGAGAACCUGCUCAGCUGCUGGAUUAAUGGGAAUAUUUCCGUCACAAGUAGCAGCGCUGCUAUAUUGUAUCUCGUACUUGCUUCCGCUUCUCAAAUACGAAGCAACUCUGCGCAAGAUCACCACCGCUCUCAGUCAUUCUUUUAUCACGGCCGACGAAUUGCACUUCUAGAACUGACAGAGUACCCUAGUAUGGAAACAACACAGGCAUUUAUGUUGAUAAGUUUAUACAUGCUUGGCAGCUGUCGACGAGAUGGAGCGCACUUGAAUCUGGGCAUUGCAAUCAGCGCGGCAAAAGCACUCGGGUAUCAUAGAACUGAAGCUACUUUUACCCAGUGCGAAGAGAACAAGCAAUUGAGCCAAAAUAGGAAGCGGAUAUGGCGCACCUUGUGCUAUCACGAUUUAUUCUUCUGCGCCAUGAUGGGGAGAGCUCCAUUGGCCGCUGCGAUGGAUUCCGCCGAAGAAGAAGACAACCGGCAACCCGACCCAAAACAUCCCGAUAAAUGCCAACAGCUUGGCAUGUACGAAUCAGCACGAGCCUUUUCGAUUUUAAAACAAACCGUCCUCGAGAUAUACACAAAACACUCUGCGCCGCUGGAGCGACUCCAACGACUCUCUCGACAGCUUCGCGAAAUGGGAACAGCGCUCCCUUUUGAACUUCGCAGUAUCAGCCCCGCAGCAUUUCCAGAGCAUAAAUGUCCUAAGACGAGACAGCUCAUCAUACGGAACGCUACUGUUGCCUGCAACUAUUAUUUCAGCAUGAUGCUUUUGACGAGGCCAUUUCUCAUCGCUUGUCUUAGGGCGAAGUACAACAAAACACCAAAAUCGACUCAAAGCCCUGAGUCGAAUGACGACUCUCAAGAAUCUUCAGAGGUUGACAAGAAUGUCAAGCAUGGUGCUAUGACUUCGUUUGAUACAGCUCUAAAGACAAUCCAGCUGCUACAUGAGUUGUAUGUCAAUGGAGUAUUGUUUAACAAUAUGCCACUUGUUGUGGCAUGGACUUUUGUUUCGGCCUUGACCGUUUGUGCCGCCUACUUCGGACGACUAGGCGACGCCCGAGAAUGCGAACUCGUCAUCUACAGAGCGAAUCAGAUACUGCAGCAUUUCAUGCCAUACAGUCCCCAAGCGAAGCAGUACGACCUUAUUUUGAAGAAGCUAUCCCGAGUUGCACUGAGCUGUAUAAGCGGCUCUGGAGACCAGCCCUACGACAACAGCAACUUGUUCUGGUCCGACUUAUUCAGACUGACUCCAGCGCAUCUACAUAAGCUGAAGGAAGAGGAGACUGAUUCAACUUUGGAUAUCAGUGAAUUGUUUGGAUUGGGCAUACCAGAAGGAGAUGCCUGCUCUCUGUCGGAAAGGUUUGGAGCAUCACUGGAAACUGCCCAGACGGACACGAGUAUGAGUGAUAUUUUUCACUUUCCGGAUGGGGCGUAUAAGGACUUCUCUAAUUACAUGUUGAUGACUGACGAUUUUCUUUCUGAGCAGCAAGAUUUCUUCUUGAACAUCUGA